This is a messenger RNA of Haliotis rufescens (red abalone), 1893 nucleotides long. RefSeq lists its product as uncharacterized. NCBI's taxonomy places the organism in Eukaryota, Metazoa, Mollusca, Gastropoda, Lepetellida, Haliotidae. The coding region runs from base 157 to 1893 and encodes 578 amino acids. The record is from RefSeq and is a predicted model, not a curated record. The transcript has 13 exons.
CCUUUGUCUGACAGGUAAAUUAUAAAGUGACUUGCGUGUCAACUGAACUCACGGUUUAAGGCAAUAUCUACAACGUCUCUGGGAUAAGCGAUUUCAAUCUAUCGGAUCUUUCAAGGCACAAAGUGUCUACCUUCAGUUUCAGGUUUGUGUGAAGUGAUGGAUGUCAGUUAUCCCUGUGUUCUGCUACUGGUGAUAUCUGCUUCAACAGGAUCAGCGGUCUCUUCACCAAGUUCGUCUUCUGAAACAACGUCAUCGGGUCCUUCUGCAACUUCCGUUAUCACUACCGGUUCAUCAACAGCAUCUACAAAUGUGGACCUUUCACCAAGUUCAUCUUUUGAAACAACCGCGAUAUCUGUUCCUCCUUCAGAUUCCACUUUGCUUACUGAACAAUUAUCAACUGCAACAGUCCUGGGAGUAACGCCAAGGUCAUCAUUUGAAACAUUAAACAUAAUCCCUUCUGCACCAACAUCGCAACUACUAACGUCAUCUACGUCUUUUCCGACAUCAGCAACACGUAAUCCAGAAACUACCAACCAACCACAGACAGUUUCUACUGUAAAACCAAAUAUUGAAAGAGCAAUGUUCAAAUUAACAUUCGAUGUAACGGUAAACCUAACAUUCAAUACGGACCUAGAAGACAAGACAACGACAAUGUUUAAGCAAUACGAACGUGAAUUUAAAGCAAAGUUGACAGAAGUGUAUCUUAACAUUCCUGGCUUUGUGUAUGUGGAAAUAAUCGGUUUCAAAAACGGCUCCAUUAAGUGCAAUCACACAUGCCGCGUAAACGUGACAGCUGCAUCUGCUGAAGUGAAGGCUGCCUUAAAUGGCCAGGGAAAUGUCACAACAGAGAUGAAAAACAAGCGAUUCUUUAACAGAAACAUCAAACAGCCAUUCAGUGUCAACAUUACGGAAGUGGAGGAGUCCCUCGUCAUUUGCAAGGCGGAAGGAAUAUGCCCAAAGGGCUUUAAAUGUUCCGGAAGUACAGUUAAAGACGUGCGAUGUGACUCGCCAUGCACUCGUGAUUACUGUAAUACAGGGUGGUGCUAUGUGGACUUGGAUGGGCAACCUCAUUGCAGAUGCAAAAAGAUACCGGAAAAGGUUGUAUACUCUGGGGACAGAUGUGAAGAGGAGACAGACGUGCUGAUGAUGGACAAGGGCGCCAUCGCCGGCAUAUCUGGUGGGGUAGGAGGAGGGGUGAUUGUGUUACUUGCCAUCGCCCUCGGGUGCAUGUGUUACAAAAGGAAGGUCCAGACACAAGACAAGUACGGCUACAGCGGAAGUAAAAGUGGAUUCAGGGAGGCUGACAUCUACCUGACUGCCCGGAGCGGGCGGGAUGAAGAAGGGCGAACUGGGAAUAUUAACUAUGCUGUCGACAUCAAGGACAGAUACAGCGGUCGAUCUGACAGGGGGCCCGGGUACGGGGAGUGGUGGGGUGACCAAUCAGGACGCGAGUCAAACACAAGAAGCAGAGCAGACGACUUCCAGCAGCCAAGAUACGUGGACAACGUUAGUAGUGGCUACCAAGGUUACAACAGACGAGACGAGUGGGACCAGAUGCAUCCCGCCGAUCUGUACAAUCAAGGCCUGUCCAGACGGUCAUCUGGCCUUGGGACUUCCCACUACAACAUACCCGAGGACAUGGCGCCUGAUUAUGACCAUGAUGUCAGACGCCAGACGAGGACAGACGGCCACAUGUGCAGCCACGCCAUUCCUGGAGGUCAGGGCAACUACAGCCAUCUGACCACUGGUCAGUCAUCCAGAUCACAGCCCAGCCUGCUGACGAAGGGCUACAGAAGAGGAGAUGAUGUGUACAGCCACAUUGACAUCAACGAGAAGAGUUGUGGAACUGCCUGCAUUCAAGCAUUGGUCAGGAAGCAGGUCUACAUCUUAUGA